Tripterygium wilfordii is the source of this 3918-nucleotide messenger RNA. Its product is annotated as myosin-11-like. The transcript is spliced from 9 exons. The record is from RefSeq and is a predicted model, not a curated record. Lineage: Eukaryota; Viridiplantae; Streptophyta; Magnoliopsida; Celastrales; Celastraceae. The coding region runs from base 337 to 3690 and encodes 1117 amino acids.
GGUAGAGCUACAGCACGGGGGCGCUCUCUGUCUCUCAGAUCUGCGGUCUUUAAUUUAUCUUCCUUCUCAUACUAACUCGCUCUCUCAACUCGUUUUUCUAUCGAGUUUUAACUCGAAUAUUUUACUGUGUGAACUCUCUCUGCAAUCACAAUAUGUGCUGUGUAUGUUUCUCUGCAUUUACUGGUUGUCUGUGUGCAUUUGAUGGAUAAUGCGCGGAGUGAGGAAAAUGCCUAUUUCUGUCUUGUGCAUUGAGGUAAUCGAUCACGAAAAUGAUGGUUUGAAAGCGAGUUUGGCCUGAGCUCCGGUUUGCCGGUGGAAUUUUAGUCGGCGGACGGGAUGUUCAGGUCCGCGAGGUGGAGGAGCGAGAAGAACAAGAUCAAAUGUGUGUUCAAGUUGCAGUUUCAUGCCACUCAGGUGUCACAGUUAGCUGCAGAUGCUUUGAUGAUAUCCGUCGUGCCUAUGGAUGUGGGGAAGCCAACUGUGAGAUCAGAGAAGGUUGCUGUACAAGAACAAUGCUGUCGGUGGGCAAAUCCGGUUUAUGAAACUGUGAAAUUCUUUCAGGACCCAAAGACAGGGAAGAUCAAUGAGAAACCAUACCGCUUUAUGGUCUCAACGGGAUCAUCCAAAGGUGGUUUCGUUGGGGAAGUUUCAAUUGAUUUUGCUGAUUAUGCUGAGGCAACUAAAGUUUCCACUCUCUCUCUUCCUCUUAAGAAUUCCAAAUCCAAUAUAGUUUUCCAUAUAUCAAUCCAGAGGCUGCAGGAAAAUGUUGAUCCGAGAGAGGUCAAGGAUUGUGAAGAUACAAUAAGUAUGCCCCUGGAUAAGAGCCUGAGGACCCAACUAAGCUCCGGUGAUUCAGAUGAAAAUGUCAAGAAUGACUUUAUUGAAGAUGUGCCACUUACGAAUACCACUCAUCAUGUGGAAGUAAAUGGUGACCACAGAACAUCCAGUGGAUCUGACAUCACAAUGUCAAGUUCAGAAAGCAGCUCAGAUCUUGAAACGCUAAGGGAAUUUGAAACUAGAAACAAUAACAACAAUCAAAAUUCAACUAUGGUCUUAUCAUCACUGAACCAUGCCUCCAUUCCUCAAAAAGCAGCAACAAAUGCUCCAAACAAAUUCUUUGAGGAGAAUCAGAGAACACAGUGGGAGUGGUCUGGGGGUUCUGAUCUUGGAAUGAGUACAGACGAAUCUACCAAUGGUUCUCAAGACAACAUUCCAAGAGAAAGAUCUCAACCGGCUUCAGAAUUUGAAGUUGAAAGGCUCAACUCCGAACUUGUUGCUUUGGCUAGGCAGGUUGAUGUGUCAGAGUUGGAAUUACAGACUCUGCGGAAACAAGUUGUAAAAGAAACCAAAAAAGGGCAGGAUCUCACAAGGGAAGUAACUAUCUUGAAGGAGGAGAGAGAUGCUUUCAAACGAGAAUGUGAGAAAUUCAAGUCCUUUCAGAAGCGCACAGAAGGGGCACAGAGUAAAAAUAAGUUACAGUUUGAGGGUGGGGAUCCAAGGGCCAUCCUAGAUGAGGUCAGACAAGAAUUGAAUUAUGAGAAAGACCUAAAUGCCAAUCUUCGUUUACAACUACAAAAGACGCAGGAAUCAAAUGCUGAGUUAAUUCUUGCUGUACAAGACCUAGAAGAUAUGUUGGAGCAGAAGAACAUGCAGUCACACAAUGUUGCUAAGAGAUUAGGAUCCUGUGAGAACACGGAAGAGCUUAGCGGAACCGGCUCAAGGAGCGAAACUGAUGAUGACGAAGAGCAAAAGGCACUGGAAGAGGUAGUUAGGGGACACAGAGAUGCCAAGGAAACAUUUCAGCUGGAACAAAAGGUUAUGGACCUCCAAAGCAAAACACAGAUUAACAAGAGAGAUAACAAGGAUGAACUAGAGAUGCAGAUGGAGCAGCUUGCCCUUGACUAUGAGAUACUGAAGCAGGAGAAUCAUGAUCUCGCAUAUAAGUUAGAGCAAAGCGAGCUGCAGGAACAACUGAAGUUUCAGUAUGAAUGCUCAUCCUCAUUUGCUAAUGUAAUUGAACUUGAAGCACAGAUUGAAAAGUUGGAAAAUGAACUCAAAAGGCAGUCACAACAAUCCUCCAACUCUUUGGCGACCAUAAGUGAACUGGAAUCCCAUAUAGAGAGCUUGGAGGAAGAAAUGGAGAAGCAAGCACAAGGAUUUGAAGCUGAUCUAGAAGCUGUUACCAAUACAAAAGUUGAGCAGGAGCAAAGAGCCAUCAGAGCAGAGGAAGCUUUGCGGACGGCAAAGUGGAACAAUGCUAAUACUGCUGAGAGGUUGCAGGAGGAGUUUAAAAAGCUCUCUGUUCAAAUGGCCUCAAGCUUUGAUGCAAAUGAGAAAGUGGCCAUGAAAGCACUGGCUGAAGCUAGUGAACUUCGUUUGCAGAAAACUACAUUUCAAGAAAUGCUCCAGAAAGCUAAUGAAGAGCUUCAGUUGGUUAGGGAUGUCUAUGAGGCAAAAUUGUGUGAUCUUUCUAACCAACUAAAUGCCAAAAAAAAUCAUUUAGAACAGAUGAUGUUGGAAAUAGAUGACAAGUCCAAAGAGCUUGAACAUCAAAGGAAGCAUGAGGAAGACAUUGGCGGGGCUUUCUCUAAAGAGAUCCUAGGACUAAAGGCUGAAAUUGAAACGCUUGCAAAAGUGAAUGCUAUCCUUUCCGAAAAAGCAGACCAGACUGAAAGUUUGAGGGCUGAACUGAAACAAAUGAAGGCAUCGAUUGAUGAGGCUGAGAUGCUGGUGCAAAGAGGUAAUGUGGAGAGAAAUGAACUGUCGAGUACAAUUGCAUUGGCACAUAAGGAAGCAGAUAUUUCACUGGAGGAAUUAAAUCGGAUGAAAUCUAUCAAAGUUGAAAGGGAGAAAGAAGUUGAACACUUACGAUCAGAGCUUGAGACAUUUAAAUCACAGUGUAACGUUUUAAAGCAUUCUUUGUUUGAGGAUGAGACAGAGAAGGAAAAACUCAGAAAGCAGGUAUUCCAAUUAAAGGGAGACCUUAAGAAGAAGGAAGAUGCUUUUAACAGUAUUGAGAAGAAACUCAAGGAUUUUAACAGGCGUACGACAAAUGCUGAUGCAACAAAAAUUACUUCAAGAAACAACAAAUCAUCUCCAGUCUCUAAUGGCUCUAAAGAGGUGGCAAAUCUGAGGGAGAAAAUGAAAUUGCUCGAGGGACAGAUAAAGUUGAAGGAAAAUGCUUUAGAGGCAUCCGUAAAUUCGUUUUUGGAGAAGGAAAGGGUUCUUUUAAACAAAAUUGAAGAGCUAGAAAGCAGAGUGGAUGAACUCAGGCACAGCAGUACAGAAUUAUGUGCCUAUGAAGUUCAAAAGGGAGCCGAAGAGUUAGCUAGCGUUAGCUUGAAUGAUGCUACCACUGAAGAAGUUAGGACGACAGAUGAAUAUCUAAACAGCACAGCAUGCAAGUCAGGAGAAAAUGGGAAUGCUGAAACAUCAAUUAAUGGUGAUGACCAUCUUUCAGCAAAGCCAGAAAUGAAUGUCUAUGCUUCCGAUAAUAGAGAUUGCAACGUUAAUGAGUUAUUAACGGAAUUAGUAUCGCUGAAGGAGAGAAACAACACAGUGGAAAGUGAACUCAAGGAGAUGCAACAAAUAUACUCAGAAAUAAGUUUGAAGUUUGCAGAAGUAGAAGGUGAAAGACAACUGCUUGUGAUGACUGUACGUAACCUCAAAAACUCCAUGAAGAACUCAUAAUUGUUUCUUGAUAUACCUUGUAUAGUUGAAGUAGCUUGGUGUGUUCCCACAGCAAAUGUAGAUUGGACAGUCCCCUGAGUUUCAAUAAAUUAAUUUGUACAAAACUAAUAGAUAUAUCAAGAAAUGGCAAUGUAAGUUAGUUGUCUUUGUUAUGCAGGUCAUGUUUUUCUUGUAAUUUUCAUGGUGGUUGUAAUUUUGAAUCAAUAUAUUCUUUUGUUAUGAGUGACC